UCCGUGCAGUGUAGUUUUUUUCACAAAAGAAAACCAAGAUGGCUGCACAUUCGGGAGGAGUAGAUUGGGCUGCCGUUUUAAAACCUUUUUUAAACAGUUCAAGUGAAAAUAUUAGCAAAAACGAUGUACUCAAUUUGGUGAAAACCAUCAUCCAAAGCGAAAAUGAAAUUCUCGACCACGAUGCCGGCCACAAGCAGUUUUUCGACAGCUUUGUCGUGCUGGCGGCGGAAAAUCUCACCAAUCAAGUCACGUCACUAUCGCAAACACAGCUUCCGCAAAUCACCGAAGCGGCCACCGUCCUGAUUCGUUACAUCCUGCAACAUCUGGACACGCAGGCACCGAACAAGCCCAGCAUUCUGCUGAUGGCUCUGAAGGUUCUCUGCGAAGGCCGCAAGGAAUCGGAACAUUCGUCGGGCCCUGCGUCGGCCUCGUCCAUCAUCUCCGCGUCCGGAAUGAAGUAUCUCAAGUAUCCGGAAGUGCAUGGAAAGUCGCCCUCCGUGGGCAGCGGCGGCGGACCAUCAAGUGUCGUCGUCAGUUCCGGUGGAAGCGGAUCGGAGAAGGAGAGCCCCAAAAGCGAAAUGAAGCGCUCGCGGUCGGAUUUAUCCACCGUGAUCCUGCAACAGCUGACGACUCCGCUAGGCGCCGGAGUGUUUACAUUUGCUGCGCUCAGCGAGGAGCAGAUUGAUUGCACGGAUCUUUUCAUCAAAUCCAACCUUCAGUGUCUGCAAGCAACCAACGGAGGAGAUUUGCUGUUCAAAUGGUGCACCAACUCCUUGGCAACCUUGGCCAAGUAUCGCGCCAAAUAUGAGGAAUGCACCAUUCAAGGAAAACCACUUUAUCUACCGAUUACGACUGUGGAAGCCGGAGCUGUCAAAGCAAACCUUUCCCACAUUGAAUCAGACAUUUCGAACCUGCUGCUCGCGGUCUCCCUGCCCGUUGUGGAACCGCUUACCCCAACCAAGAUUGCGCUGCUCUCGCAGUGCGCGAUGUCCGCUCUGUAUUGUGCCGUUCUAACGUCCACGGCAAUUAGCGUGCUGGCCAUGGCCGCCAGCGGAUCCCAGAAGAGUGCUUCAUCCACGCAGCUCCAGCAAAAGGAACAACAGUCAUCCAGCACUCAGUCGCAAAAGGAAAACGACGAAGAGGAAGACUACGCCAGAAUUGUAGUGGAUCGUGCGUUGGAGAUAUUCACCAAAAUUGGAACCAUUUUGAAAAAUUCUACCCGAACUCACAUCUACCAGAAUCACGUCUGUAUGGGAGCGUGGUUAUUGAUAUCCGGAAUCCAGGGAACCAUGGGAGCGUCUGGAAAUCCCAGUGGUAGCACUGUCCAACAGACGGCUUCCGUGAAGACUUCUGAAGAAAACCUGAAGGGAAGAAGCCCCUUGAAAACACUCGAUGUUCCCCAAAUGGCAUCCACUGCUGCACCGACGCCCGCAUUACGAGUGAAUUUGUUCAAAGUCCAACAAGGGUUCGGCGUACUCAACGCGGCCAUCGCUCGUCACAGCAUCACACUCUUGACGGAGCUAAUCGACGAUUUGAAGAUCGAUUCACGUUCCGAUGACGAAGAAUACAGCAGUAUCGAGUCCGCUGGUUUCGACAUCCUCGGCCAGUACACAUCUAUCCAGAGAGUGGUUCGCGUAUUGAACAGCGCCACCCUGCAACAGCUCAUGACCUUCUUGGCUACCGUGUCGUAUCGAAAGGCAUGCACUCUGCGCAGAAUAAACACCAAGAACACUAACGAGGGGGAACCCAUGAGCUACAGCGACUCGACGACGUAUUACAACGACACUUUUUCCUGCUCGGAAGAAAGCGAACCGGAAGAGGAAGACAGUGACAGCUACCUAGGCCUCUGGUUCAAGGAAACCCUAUCACCGGAAGCCAAUGAAGAAAUGACCGAAUCACAGGAGCAGGAAAAGAAAGACGAAAAACGCCACGGAAGCAACCUGGUUCCAGCAAAGGACGAACCACACGAAUAUCUCAACUUGAGUUCGUUGAUCUUUAACUUCUUCGACACUUCGCUCGGUGGACAGCACAUCUACUUGAACCGCUACGUGAGAACCGGUCUUAGCGAGCAGCAGAUGGUAUUACUCGCCAAUAUUCUUCGCGACUUGGAUCGCGAUUCAGCUCGAGGCGAACCAGAAAACUCCGGGUGCCUCCAAUGGCAAAACUCCAUGGUCAAGUUCUCCGGAGCAGUUGGACGUUAUCUCCACAAUCUCAUAUCCAACUCCCUGCUGAAUGAAUCGCUCCAAUCGGCGCUGCUGCUACAUCUCGGCGUUUCACCAUGGACUCAAGAUUCCAACAUCUGGCCCCUGCAAGUCUACUCCAGAACUUUAGCCGUGCUCGUCCAGAUCCUGCUGCUGAAACCAUCGCAAGAAAAGGAAGCAGCUUGCCUUUCAGUCUGGCAUCGUCUGGUGAACACUCUUGUCGAAGGCGUCUGUUCGAACCAAAUCAUCCCGAACGAGUCUGAAAUCGAAGAUCUCAACGUAGAACACGCACAGCUGCUUCUUUUCCUGUUUCAUUCGUUGAACCUUAUGCAGAAGAAAUCCAUCCUACUGCUUACCGCCGGAGGUGUAAUUCGCUGUUCCGAAGUUUGUCGCUCUGUGACUCCGGAGAAACCGUUACGAGAUCACCAGAUAAUGCUUCUUUCGAGGUUGCUGUUGUUCCUGGAAUAUCUCAUGAAACAUCUGUACAAUCCUCCAAACGUUCUGCUCGAGCAAGUCCGGUGGAAUCUUUUCAGCGUGUUCACCAUGGAUUCCGAGCACAAAAUUGCCGAUCUCAUUAACUACAACUACAAGCACCGCAAGCUGACCAACGAGCUCAGCGUCAGUGGAGUCAAGCCGAAGUUCUACUCGCUGACCACGGUAGACACCAAGAUCCAACAGGAGUUCAAACUGGACGGCCUAGCUUGGAAUUUCAUCCUGUGCACCCCGGACAAGCUCAAGUAUCCAUGGCUGAUCGACGCUCUCAUCGACAUCCUGAGCAUCACAGACAUGUGCCUGGCGAAGAUUCCCUUCCAGACGCUGUGCGCGGUGCACUACUGUUUCAGUCUGUGCUGGAAGCUGCUGCUCGGAUUGCCACCCUCGACCCAGCACGUGGAGGCUCUGAUGCAGGAGAAAAUACCGAAUUUACACUCGCUGUUGUGGUCGAUUCGCUGUUUGCAUCCAAUCACCCACUCGCACUAUCUGAUCGUCAACAGUUUGGUGAAACAGGGCAUGUACACGCAGUCGGCCGAAGCGUUGUGGAAUCGUCUAACGGAUCAUGUAUCGGACGUAAAGUACAGUUUAAAACUCACGGUGCUCGGCCUUGAAUCGUUUGCUAGUUCGUUCAAUCCGGAACAACCACGUUUGUCGAAGAUUAUCCUGCUCGACAGCUUAGUGUCUCAUCUUUACGCCAUCUGUUGGGCCGAGAAGGAAGGUGUCAACAUAAAGACGAAAUCAACGAACAACAGCAGCAGCUCGUCCAGCAGCAGUAGCAGCAGCAGCUCAACCAGCAGCAAUAGCAGCUCUACAUCGUCCAGCUCCAACGCAAGUGACUCCAGUGUGGCUAGCGGAGGACAACAACUCACCGUUGCAACAGGAACAACUUCGACAGCCGAUGCUUCUAGCACUACUGGUCCUGGACUGGAAACGAUCAAAAUGGCAUCUAGAAACGAUCUCACCCGUAAUUUGAUGUCGAAGCUGAUGGAAGUGCUGGAGAUAGUGAAGGAAACAACCUACAAAACGAUGUUCCAAAAUCUGAGCGGACAGAUUCCUGCUUCGUUGAUUGAGCCACUGAUCGCCAUAUGUGGUUCGAAGAAUACUUUCUGCCAGGAUUUAUCCACUCAACUGAUUGCGUUGAUCACCGGUCAGGACAAAGAUGUCAUCUCUGUAGAAUGGCGCAAGAAUCUCACCAUUGCGAGUGAGGACAACUUUACAAGCGGAUCAUUCCCCGUCGAAGUGCACACUUUAACCGUCAUCGAUGGGCAUCUGACGGAAACAUCGAAGCAUCUGUCCUAUUCAAUCCUGCUAUCGCUGAAGCACGCUCUUAAAUCGUGUGUCAAUUUGGUUUACUACAUGUUGCCAAACUAUGACGACAAGCAGCUGGACGAAGAACUCAAAGAAAUUCUAAUUCCGAUGAUUUUUGACCUACGAGCAGAGUAUCUGUACGAUGUUGUCAACAAAUGCCUGGAAUCGCUGCUGGGUGGUGACUCCAAUUCGGAAACUUACCAACUGCUAGCGUAUUCCAACAUUCUUCGACGCAGCUACCAGUUUUUGAUCGAGUACACCGAAUUGUCUGGUCAAGGACAGACAGUCAACAUUGAUGAAACCGUUCUCCACAACAUUAUCAAAUUCUGGGAGUCCAUGCUGGAUAAAACCAUCGGAUUGAAAGCCAUGCGAGAAUUCUUCUACGAAAGCAAGAAAGGUAAUUUGGUUCAGAUUUUGCUUUCGUUCACGGGCACCAACCUGUCGCAGAAGUAUUCCACGAAAGUUUUGCAAUUCUUCGAGAAACUGUUUGCCGCAUCGGAAAAACUCGAUGCGCAAUUCGACGAGGAAGAAGUGAGCAGCUGCAUUGCUGAACUAGCAAACGCCGAUGCCCCGAAGCUCAAAAGUUGGCUAAGUCACAUUCUUCUCGGUCCCAGAGGAGCCAGCCUGACCGCUGGGGGAUCGAAUGCAUCGAGUAACGUACCAACACCAACCAACAUGGCGACCGUGUCGGCCAUUCCCAGCAUCACAGAUCAACUGGCCGUUUCAGCCACAUCGGAUAACAACACCGGCAACAAUGCUUCGGUAGGAGGCGAUCCGGAUGCAAUGGACAUCGACUACGAGUGCAUGGCAAUGCCCUGGCAGAGGGAGAUGAGUCGCACCGGAAACGACACCGUGGAUGAAGCUCUGGAGAAAAACGGCAAACUUUUGCAAGCUCUGGUGAAAUACAUCGUGGCGGAAAACAGGAUUGCACAAUCCGUCUCUGAGUCGCUGUUCCAAGCUUUGAUCCAAAUCGGCCACAAUUUGCUGUGUCCCGUUCAAGAAGCCAUUGAGUUUGCCGAUCUGCUGCAAGUCAUGAUUACUUUGGCUGAUGCUGGAAAGGGUCGUGGUCACGCAAUGCUCUUCACGGCAGCUAUUGAUUGGUUAGAGAUUUCAAAGAAUCAAGUACUUGAGGGAAAAUCGUCCAAAUCUGGAUCAAAAGCAGCUGUUCAGCUGGAAAAUGUGACUGCUAUUUUGAAAUACAUGAGCGAUCUGCUGCAAGGAUUGGGAUCGAAUGGUAGUCGUUCUAUCAACCCUCCAUGGGACGAUGAAUCAUCACUAGAUGCGGAAGAUAUCCUGGAUGAUUUGGGAGGUGACGACGAUGAUAGUGCUGUAGAAGAUUCCGACGAAGACAGCCUCAGCAAUAAGCUGUGCACGUUUUCGAUAACCCAGAAAGACUUCAUGAAUCAACAUUGGUACUACUGUCACACCUGCAAAAUGGUUGACGGAGUUGGGGUCUGUUCUGUUUGCGCCCGAGUUUGUCACAAAAACCACGACAUCAGCUACGCCAAGUAUGGAAAUUUCUUCUGCGAUUGUGGUGCAAAAGAAGAUGGAUCAUGCCAAGCCUUGUCUCGGAGAAGCAAUUCGGGACAUGCUGAUGAUACGAUUCUUGGAUCAGCUUUGCCAAGAUCAUCCGAAGCCGAUUCUGUCCUUUUGACAAGUUCGUUGAGACGUAGAACAUCGAGUCCAACCGGUCAUCCAAAUCAAACUGGAGGCAGUCAGAUGUCGGAAAAAGAGCAACUACUUGCGAAGAUCAUCGAAAGCUCUAAGGAAGCCUUGAGCAAUCCCGACCAAUGGAAAGUCGUCGUAAAGAGCAUUUUGUCGUUCUUCAAUUCCCUGAUGCCGACCAUCAAGGAUCACUGCGCCAAAUACUCAACAGUGGGAUGUCAUCUUCGAGCUCGCAAUGCUUUGGAACGUUUGCAUCAACCGGAAAAAUCCUACUCCUUCAGUGAUCAGAUUAUGGUCGCAACUCUAGGAUCACAGGAAGGGGCAUUCGAGAAUGUUCGUAUGAAUUUCUCCGGAGAACAAGGACAAACCAUCAAGCAGUUGCUAUCGUCGAAUCUGGUACGUCGAGUGGCCCUCUGCUGUUUGGCUUCCCCGCAUGGCAAACGCCAGCAACUGGCUGUAUCACACGAGAAAGGCAAAGUAACCAUUCUACAAUUGUCUGCGUUGCUGAAGCAAGCCGAUGCUGCAAAAAAGAAGUUAACGCUCACCAGACUCGCCUCGGCGCCUAUUCCUUGCACCGUUUUAUCACUGGCUUCUAAUCCUGCGAAUGAAGACUUUCUGGCGGUUUGCGGAUUGAAAGAGUGUCACAUCCUGACAUUCACAAGCACCGGAGCUACCAACGAACAUAUUGUUCUAACACCUCAACUUGAGACCGGAAAUUUCAUCAAGCGAGCUAUCUGGUUACCGUGCUCUCAGACCAAACUGGCCUUGGUUACAGCAGAUUUUGUGAAGAUAUACGAUCUAGCUGAAGACAGUUACAGCCCACAGUACUAUUUCCUUGUGCCGAGCGGCAAGAUCAGAGACUGCACUUUUGUGCAUCAAGAAGACACCUAUUACAUGUUGAUCAUGUCCUCUCACGGAUACAUCUACACUCAACCUCUGACGGACGAAAGCCUUGCCAAGCACGGUCCAUUCUACGUCACCAGUACCCUUGAAUUGGACCAUCCGUCGAUCACCGACGACAACGGCCAAAUCUUAGCCGGAGGAGUAUCGAUUUACUAUUCUCACGUGCUACAGAUGUUGUUCUUCAGCUACGUGGCGGGUCGAAACUUUAUGGCUCCACUGACAAACGUUAACCAAGGCGUCAAAUGUGUCAUCAAUCUCAUCUGCAAUCCGGCGUCAAAGGUAUUCUCCAAAUCAUUAACGCAACCACUGUGUCAGUGGACAGAAAUCCCCGGACAUCCGGGUCUAAUCUGUGCAAUGAUGCAAAAUCUCAACAAUCCUGUCAUCUUCAUGAUCAAACCGGACGGUUAUGUUGCGCAAGAGAUCAAGGCCCAGAACGCGAAGGCCAAGAUCAUGGACAUGGUAGCCAUUCGUCACUCAGUGUCCGGCGUGGAAAAGACAACAUUGAUUCUUUUGUGUGAGGAUGGAAGCCUGCGCAUCUAUGCUGCCCAUCCGGAGAACACUGGCUACUGGUUAUCACCGGAAAUCCAGCCCAUCGGCCACCAGUUCCAGACAGGGGCUUACUCAAAAUCACGGAAAUCGAAAAAGGCGAGCAAGCAAAGCAGUGGAAAUCAAACCAGUGGCAAGAGCGGCGCUGGAUCAGCUCCGACGUUCCCGAUCGAUUUCUUCGAGCACUGCACUCUGAUGAACGAGGUCGAAUAUGGAGGAAACGAUCUGUUGCAGAUCUACAAUACCCAGCAUUUGAAGCACCGUUUGAAUUCCACCGGACUGUAUGUUACAUCGACGCGAGCCAGUGGAUUCACUCUGGAUGUCAUGAACAACGACCCCAACAUGGUUAUGACGGGAAUCCGCAUUUCGAUUGGCUCUCAAGAUGUCAGCAAAGCUCCACAAAGUGUCACUAUACUUGGUCGUGUUGUGCCAACGGUGGCAACCCGCGCCCGCUGGUUCGAUAUCCCUAUGACUCGCGAAGAGAGCCUCCAAAGCGAUAAGAAGCUCAGCAUACUCUUUGGACCUUCACAGGAUGCCGAAAACAUCACCAUUCUAGACAGCAUCAAAAUUUACGGAAAAACAAAAGACGUGUUUGGUUGGCCAGAAGAAACGGAAGAUGUGGGUUCUUCACAGUUGAACUCGGCUACUCAAACUCCAGGACAAAUGGCCAGCUCACUGAAUGGCGGCGACAGUGGCGAUGGAAACAGUGGAUCCAACUUGAUGAUCACCCCACUGGAUAAAAUGGUUUCCACGAUGCUCCAGGUGCUGGACAGUGGGUUGUCUCUACUAGGCGGACCAAACGGCGAAGAAAAUUGCAAACAGUCAGCCGUUGAUGUGGCCACUUCCUUGGUCUUGUAUCCUACGACCAACAUGGUUCAACAGGACGCUCGCAAUGUACUCGUCACUUGCCAUCCUAACAAAACUGCUUACCAUGCUUACAAAGACAAAGAGAUUCUUGCUGACAUCAACGCACAGCUGAAAAAGAUGGCCGAUGCUAGGGACUACAAGUUUAUCGAUCCAGAAGCAUUCUAUCGAGUGGUUCUGAUGACCCGAAGCAUUGCCAUUCAGCGACCACAGGCUCUAACAAAGAUUUGCUUCGAGAAUCAAUUUCCGAUUCUCCAGCAGCUGAUGCAACUAAUGAAGGAUUUGUAUAAAAUCACUCCCGCCUAUGAGGAACCACUGGCCAUUGUGAAACAAGGACUGUCGCAUGUUGAAGCCGUCGUGUACUCACUCGUGGAAAUCAUCUACGCAUUUGCACUGUCCGAUAGCGAAAUGAUUGAAUCGAUGGCCAAAUUCUUCGUUGAGCUGCUGUUAGACCCCGCGCCGAUUAUAAGCCACAGCGCAAAACAGGCAAUGAUUCGUUUGCUAAGACCGAAAAUUCGACGUCGCAAAGUGCUCAUCGAAAGCCCGCCGGUCUGCUCAACUCCUACUCCAUCGACGGUAACUUCGAACGUAGCCGGGCCAUCAACGUCAGCCGGACCAUCGUCAUCGGCUGGUGCUGUAGGAGGAUCUGUAGCUUCAGGUUCCGGUGCUCUUGCUGCUGGCGGUGCUGCGGCCAAUGAGGAUUUCGCAGGAGCAAUGCAAGAAGUGGAUGCUAUAGAAUCCCUUGGACUUGAGCCGUCUGGCGGAAAUCAAGCAUUGGCUUCGCUUGAGGCUUUGUUGGGAGUAGGAUUCCCACAUUUACUGGAAGCUCCGGAUGCAGACGAUGAAACAAUAAUGGAAAUUGCCAUCGCAUUGAGUUUGCAAGACAAUGAGACAGAUUUGGCAGCUUUACAACAGAGCAUCGCCCAAUUUCAGGGCAGAAUUCGGAACCAAGGCCAAGGACUACCAGCGGCGAUUGCGGGAGGAUCAUCGUUCAACGUUGAAUCCAAUGCAUCCGGUGGCGGUUCCGAUGACGAUGAAAUAUCGAACGUUGCUACGGAAGGUUCAACCCUGCGCACAUCCCCCGCAGGAGAACACCCCGGAAGUGGUAGUGGUGGAUCGGAAAGUGGCUGUAGCGGAGUGGAAAGCAUUGGUGGAACAUCAGGAAGAAGCUCAACCUACGAGGAGCAACCGAAUCCAUCUCCACCUAGGACCUCCGGGGUAGAUCAAAUUCCGCCCCAGCCGGUUGCACCUCCGGAAACUGAAGAGACGGGAGGAGAAAAUGCGUGUAAACUGCAUGUACUAAGAUAUUCCAUCUUGAACAAACUCGUCGAUAAUUUCGCCACACUAGACACGGUGAACGGCUCACAGUGUAUUCCAUUCAUGCAAGUUAUACUGAUGUUGACCUCGGACUUGGACGGAAGUCAGGAAGCUGAUCAACAAGUGAUGAAUCGACUGCUGCAAGCAUUGAUCGAUCGUCUUGAAAUACCAACGACAAAAACCUAUCAAAUGUCUAAUCGCACUUCGAAAACUGAAGUUCAACUGAUCGUUCUUCGUCUGGUCGGUGUAUUGAUGGGUAAGGUAAAAUCCAAAUCAUCUUCAUCUUCAGCUGCGGGCGGGUCUUCGUCCGCUGUGAGCCAAGCUGUUCUGGAUAAUGCAUCCUUCGUAGCGCAAGCAACUGCCAAUGCUCUAAUGAAGAACAAUGCCAUUCCGUACUGUUUGAUGAUUAUGGAGUCGUUCCUGCCUCACUGGAAGAAUGUCGCCAAUAACGAAGAACUUGCAUCCGGAACAACCACGGCUAACACCAAUACCGGCCCGGUAAUAACAACACCUGGAGGAGCCCCAACCAACAAUCUGCUGAAGGCGACUCUAUAUGGACUCUCACCGGAUAUGCAACCCUUCUUUGCUCGUCAGUGUGUCAAGGGAUGCACCGAUGUUUUUGAACUGUAUCCCCAAGUGCUUACGGAAAUGGCAGUUCGUCUACCAUACCAGAUACUGAAGCUUUCGUCGGGUCAUCCCUCAUCGCACGAUUGGUAUCACCUGCUAUGUGAGUACAUGACGAACACUUUGUGCGAGUAUAUGAUGUACAUGCAGUCUCCUGGUCUACGCCGGCAAGUUCGCAAGUUGCUGCUUUACAUCUGCGGCAACAAGGAAAAAUAUCGCCAACUGCGCGAUCUGCAUUCUUUGGACACUCACAUGAAAGCCGUGAAAGAAUGUUGCGAUGGCAGUACCCCGCCGAUUUCAUCCAUUGGAUCUAGCACCAGUGCUAUUUUGAGCUAUGAUGCCCUCGUAGAACUGACCGAACACUUCCGGGCCUGUCAGGAGAUUGCUUCGAUUCGUACCGGAAACUGGCAGAAAUUCUGCGUUCGUAACUCCGACAUUCUUCCCUCGUUGUUGAACAUAAGCUGCUGCCAGCUGGAGGAAGGAGUUUCGUCAAUCAUCCUGCAACUGCUGCAAUCAGCCAUCUGCAACACUCAGGGUGUCAAACAGGACUCGGGAUCGGCAUCCUCAACAAGCAUGAAGAUAUCAGUACUGAAAGAACGUAAAGAUCGUGACAAAUCCGAAGAAUCCGACACGGCAACAGAAUCAAAAUUCGAUCCGGCUCAAUGUGUGGCUCUCGUUACUCAGAUAUUCAACCAGGUGCCGUUCCAGAAUCUGACCAAAUUCAUCCGAAGCUUCCUCCUGGAAACCAAUUCAACGGCCAUCCGUUGGCAAGCUCAUAGUCUGGUGUACGCUUUCUAUGAAAAUAGCAACGAAGGCAACAAGGAGUUGCUGCUGCAAUGUCUAUGGGGACUGUGGCCAUUGUUGCCGGCUUACGGAAAACGAACGGCUCAAUUCGUAGACCUGUUGGGUUUCCUCACGCUCAACACCAAGUCACUCAGCGACAAACUUCCCGACUACACGGCUCAGGCAGUUUCCGUUCUUCGUCAGCAAAAUGAGUUGCUAUCGAAGCAUCCUAAUGCACCAAUUUACACCGCUCUUGGACACGUCCUGGAAUUGGAAGGCUUCUAUCUGGAGUCGGAACCGUGCUUGGUUUGCAAUAAUCCAGAGGUGCCCUACUCGAAUAUCAAACUUUCAACGGUCAAGGUGGAUUCCAAGUUCACAACCACUACGACGAUUGUAAAGUUGGUUCAAAGCCAUACUAUUUCCAAGAUUAUUCUUCGCAUUGCCGAUCUAAAACGAGCGAAGAUGGUACGCACCAUCAACAUCUACUACAACAAUCGAACCGUGCAGGCAGUGGUUGAGCUCAAAAAUCGUCCCUCGAUGUGGCACAAGGCUCGCAAGGUUACACUCCAGUCCGGACAGACGGACGUUAAGAUCGAUUUCUCUCUUCCGAUAACGGCGUGCAAUCUGAUGAUCGAGUAUGCCGAUUUCUAUGAAACCGUGAGCGGAUCCAGCGAAAGUCUUCAGUGUCCUCGAUGCAGCGCCACCGUUGCAGCCAAUCCCGGCGUUUGCGGAAACUGCGGUGAGAAUGUGUUCCAGUGUCACAAAUGUCGUGCGAUCAACUACGACGAAAAAGAUCCGUUCCUUUGCCACUCGUGCGGCUUUUGCAAGUACGCCAAGUUCGACUACAGCAUCUUCGGAAGGGCAUGCUGUGCAGUUGAUCCGAUCGAAUCGGCUGAAGACCGAGCCAAGACGGUGCAAACCAUCCACGCUUCGUUGGACAAGGCUGACCGGUCGUACAAAACGUUGCAGAACAACAAGCAAAUUUUGGAACUGCUGGUCCAAAAAGUGGCCGAACACAAGUUGGACCGGACACUGGAUGAAACGUUAAUCGGAUCGGUUGUUGGUUCGUCUCAAGUGAAUAAGGUCAUCCAGUUGCUAGCGCAAAAGUACUGCGUGGAAUCCAAAUCAACGUUUGAAGAGUUGAGCAAGAUCAUUCAAAAGGUGCAGGCUUGUAGAAGAGAAUUGGUGGCGUACGAUCGUAGCCAGAUGGAUUCAACGAGUGGUGGACCGAUAGCCACUGGAUCAUCAACGGAUAAGGCCGUUGCGCUGAACAAAUGCUACGGUUGCGCCUUGGCAUCGACCGAACAAUGUUUGACCCUGCUGAGAGCAAUGGCUUCAAAUAUGCCGUGUCGGAUUGGACUCUGCAACCAGGGAUUGGUUCAAGAGCUAGCGCUCAACAAUCUACGCCGAGGAACCAAUCAAAUCCAAGAUGAAGUUCGUCAACUGCUGUGCCUGUUGACGCGGGACCUUCCGGAUGCCACGUCGGAUCUGUGUCAGUUGUUGCAGGAUCGAGUGAAAAUGGCGCUCAGUGGAACAGUGCCGUUGGCCAAUUUGGACUCGGCUGUGAGGCAUGAAAUGGGAUUGUUGGAAGCAAUGACAGCCCAGGACGAUUCAUGUUGGGAGUUGAAGCUGCGGACAGUUAUCGAAUUGUUCCUGCAAGCAUCGAGAGACGUACGUGGACCUGCGGUGGCCGUAAUUCAACCGUGUCUGCGCAUAGUGCAGUCGUUGAUGUGUCCACCGUUGCCGAUCAGUAAGACCAACAAAGAUCUGACCACUCAGGAUCUGUGCACCGUGCAACCAACGGAGGGACUCACCAUCAGCUACGAGAAGUGGAUUACUGGAGAUCCGCAGCAUUCAUUCUCGGCUUGGAAAGCCCGCAUGCCACCAAUUACCGGAACAGCGACACCGCGCGCCGAGGACAAUUCUAUACAGCUGGCGCUAGCGGCAGAUUCUGCAGCUGGAGAAACUGAAGCGACCACACCCAUCAGUAGCUACCGUUCGGUACUGGAACAGAAGCGAAGUCGCUACCGUAAUGCUUACCUGUUUGAAAAAUACGGAAAACGAUGGCGCCAAAGAGUGCUCAACAAAGGCGUGAAUGCGGUUCCGUUGGAGUUGACCGCAGCUUGGUUGCAACCGGUUCUGUUCAAUACCAACUCACGUCUAGGACGUCAAUUGGCGUGCGCUUUGGUAACUUCCCUGAGCAGAACUCCGGAACGAAAACGGGAGAUACUCGAUUUGCUUACUAGUUUCCUCAAGAAUAUUGGCGAAUGUGGUGAGGCCAGUGCUGAAUUCAUUGCUCUCUAUCGUAUUCUAGCCGACGAAACACCUUGGCGUCAGUAUUUGGCCUUGAAAGGAGUCCUCUCACUGAUCGCUGAUCUUCUAACAGUGGAGAUCGACAAAAUUCAUCGUCUGGAGGAAACGACACUUUCUUCGGAUUUGGCGCAGGGUUAUGCCUUGAGGCAGCUGGUGGAAAUGAUGGCGAUGUUCUUGGAUAACCCGCCCAUUCGGAAGGCCUUCAAAGGUAAACUGUUGGGAUCUGUUUUGCAAGGUUACCUAAACUUGAGAAAGUUGGUGGUGCAAAGGACUCGCCUGAUCGAUGAUGCCCAGGAGAAAUUGUUAGAAAUGUUGGAGGAAAUGACGACCGGGACGGAGGAAGAAACUGCUGCAUUCAUGGCUGUUUGUAUCGAUACCGUUCGGAAGACACCAACUUCGGACGUCAAAACUCCGGUGUUCAUGUUCGAACGACUUUGUUCCAUCAUUCAUCCGGAAGAGAACGAUGUAGGAGAAUUCUUCCUGACCCUGGAAAAAGAUCCCCAGCAGGAAGAUUUCCUACAGGGAAGAAUGUUGGGCAACCCGUAUCCCUCGAACGAAGCCGGAUUGGGCCCACUGAUGAGAGAUGUCAAGAACAAGAUUUGCAUCGACUGCGAACUGGUGGCACUGCUGGACGAUGACAAUGGAAUGGAACUGCUGGUGCACAACAAGAUCAUUAGUUUGGAUUUACCGGUAAAAGAAGUCUACAAGAAGGUCUGGCUUCAGGAAGGCGGCGAACGUGAUGCGAUGAGGAUCGUGUAUCGUAUGCGUGGUCUUCUUGGAGAUGCAACGGAGGAAUUCAUCGAAACGUUGAAUGCCAAGAGCCAAGAAGAAGUGGACAAUGAACAACUGUAUCGGAUGGCAAACGUUCUGGCAGACUGCGAUGGUCUGAAAGUGAUGCUCGAUCGAAUCGGAAGCCUGCAGAAUGUGUCGAGAUCAAGAACCUUACUCCAAGUUUUGCUGAAACUAUUUUUGCUGAGUGUGAAAGUCCGUCGCUGUCAGGAGGUUCUUUGCCAACCGGAGCUUGGAGCAAUUAACACCCUUCUAAAGGUGCUUCAGUUGUGUCUGCAAAGCGAAAACGAUGCCCAACAAUCGGCAGUGACCGAGCAGCUGCUGGAAAUUAUGGAAACCAUUCUUUCCAAGGCGGCAUCCGAUACUCUGGAUUCGUUCUUGCAAUUUUCGCUUACCUUCGGAGGUCCCGAAUAUGUUCAAGCUCUGCUAUCCUGCACAAACUGCGCAAAUGUUCGUAAUAGCCCGUCAGUUCUGCGUCAUCUUAUUCGAGUGCUGGCUGCCCUUGUAUACGGCAAUGACAUCAAGAUGGCUUUGCUCUGUGAACAUUUCAAGGAAGUAUUUGACUUCAACAAAUUCGACGCUGACCGUUCCCCGGAGGACGAGUUCAAGAUGGAGCUGUUUUGUGUUCUAACAACCGGUAUUGAACACAAUUCAAUCGGCGGCAUCCUCAAGGAUUACAUCAUGAGCCUGGGUAUUGUGGAUAAGGCGUUGGAGUACAUCAAGAGUCACGCUCCAUGUGUUAAGCCGACGUUAUUGAGGACUGAUUCCGACGAGUUGAAGGAAUUCAUCUCGCGAGCUUCACUGAAGUACAUUCUUCGAUUUUUGACUGGACUGGCCACGAAACAUGAAGCAACUCAGCUGGCCGUCGCCAAGGACAUAAUCCCAAUUAUUCAUCGUUUGGAGCAAGUUUCCAGUGACGAACAUGUCGGAUCGUUGGCUGAGAACCUACUGGAAGCUCUUUGUACUGAACCGGCAACGGCCAAGCGUGUCCAGGAAGUUCGUGAUUUCACCAGAGCCGAGAAGAAACGCCUUGCGAUGGCUACUCGCGAAAAACAGCUGGAUGCUCUGGGAAUGCGAACCAACGAAAAGGGUCAGGUAACAGCGAAAGGAUCAAUUCUCUCACAGAUCGAAAAACUGCGCGAAGAAACCGGAUUGGCUUGUUUCAUUUGCCGUGAAGGCUACGCUUGUCAACCGAACAAAGUUCUUGGCAUUUACACCUUCACCAAACGAGCAAACGUCGAGGAAUUCGAAAUGAAACAGAAGAAGACAGUUGGAUACACCACGGUUACCCAUUUCAACAUUGUACACGUUGACUGUCACAUGUCGGCCAUCAGAUUGGCCAGGAGCCGCGAUGAGUGGGAAAGUGCUUCACUGCAGAACGCAAACACUCGUUGCAAUGGUCUUCUUCCGCUGUGGGGUCCCGAUGUUAGCGAAUCAUCUUUCUCGUCAUCAAUGGCUCGUCACAAUAACUACAUGCAGGAGUCUACCCAGCGCUGUGAAAUCACUUUCAGUAGCUCAAUCCACGAUUUGAAGCUUUUGCUGCUACGCUUUGCUCAAGAAAAAAGCUUCCACGAAGAUGCCGGAGGAGGCGGCCCACAAUCCAACAUGCACUUAGUUCCUUAUUUGCUGUUCUACAGUUUGUACACGCUGCUCUCAUCGCGGUCGUACUCGCGGGAGGAAAUGAUUCUUUCUGCCUAUAUCACCCAUAAACCAUCGGAUCGUUGGUUGGAAUGCGCCUACGAGUCGGAAGGUCCUCUCUAUUUGAUCACAAUGUCGUUGGCGUUGCACACCCCCGGAAUUUGGAACCGUAACAAGUUGGCUCAUCUGAAGCGCAUGAUCGCCAUCGGUCACGCUCGCCACGUUAGUCCCAACACCAUCUGCAAGUUUGUGGCACCCAACGACAAAUCUCAGAAGGACUACAAUGUCUACAAACCGUACCUUCUGAUGUGGGGUCUGGUGGAUUUGAUCUACAAGAACUUCUUCCGCACGGUGACCACCCCGAAGGAUGAGGAUUGGCCCAUUUCGCUGUUCGAUUACAUUCGCCGUAACGAUGAGGCCAUGUUGAAGCACGCCGAUGGAACCCUGGAAACAUUCACAGAUGAAUACGUACCGUGCACUUCGUUUGCCGAAUUUUGCGAUGUAGCCGGUCUUCUGGGUGACAUCGAAAAUCCUGACGAAUGGAUCGACGAACUGCUGCAGUCAUUGCCCUCACCCGGAUCAACAGCAACUGGUACGGGAUCUGCUAAUACCGGCUCGGGAAGUACCGCGGCUGGUGGAUCAACUUCAAACGCUUGAGUUUGGUCGCAGCUUCAAAACAACGACGACGAUGAUGACUGGUGAUGGUAAUUUUUGCUCUGAAUGCAUUAAUCUUAUUACUUUACUGUUCAACUACAAUAUUUAUAAUCGUACCAUAGAAAAUAUUCAAUAGGAAUCAAUGCACUGAAAGUAGCGAUGUUUACUGAACCUUAAAACAAAUAACGCACUGCUUAUUUAGUAGCUGGAAAGCAAGCACUGAAAAUAAUAUCAAUUAUAAACUCAAUAAAUAACCCGCGUUGUUGCAAUAUGUGUGAUUAUUAAACUUAUCCCGUUUCAAUAAAUUUUCUGGCAAUUUCAA
This is a messenger RNA of Aedes albopictus (Asian tiger mosquito), 16419 nucleotides long. RefSeq names its product protein purity of essence (gene poe). NCBI's taxonomy places the organism in Eukaryota, Metazoa, Arthropoda, Insecta, Diptera, Culicidae. The transcript has 9 exons. Gene Ontology annotation, molecular function: protein binding; zinc ion binding. The coding region runs from base 39 to 16100 and encodes 5353 amino acids. The record is from RefSeq and is a predicted model, not a curated record.